Molecule: messenger RNA, 891 nt
Organism: Suhomyces tanzawaensis NRRL Y-17324
Lineage: Eukaryota; Fungi; Ascomycota; Pichiomycetes; Serinales; Debaryomycetaceae
Exons: 1
Coding region: 19-414 (131 amino acids)
Source: RefSeq, a predicted model, not a curated record
CGUAGAUCAACCCAUACCAUGUUUAGCAAAUUAGCUGUCUUAUUCAUAACGUUGACAUUGGUGUCUGCCAACUUCUUCAAUCUAUUCAAUAACUUUGGCCAUGGUGGCAACCGUGAAGGGAGGGCACAGAACCCCGAGGAACACGAGAAUGCUAUGUUGAACGGAAAUUGUGGACGUUACUUGUGCCCAGACACGGGUAUAUGUGUCGAUGCACCCAAAUUCUGUCCCUGCCCAUUCCCAUCUUCACAAUUAAGAUGUUUCUUACCCGAUGGUAGGUAUUUGUGCAUUUCCAAACCAGCUGGAGAAAUUGCAGCAAACUAUGAUGAUGCAGCCACCAACUGGAAAGUGGAUGCAAAGGACGACAAUGUGAGGGAUUGUGGCUGGGUUAAUCGUGCAUGGAAGGGAGAAGUCUAAGGAGAGGAACCAAUAAUUUUCAGCAUUUUUCUGUGUUCAGUACAUCCACAUCUACUUCAUGGACUAGCGCACAGAUCGUUUAAAUGCACUCCAAUCUGAAGCAAGAUCUGUGUUACACUAGGGGCCAGGGAUUUUGGCGGUGUGACCGAAAUCGUGGGAUAGCUUCUGCUCCGGAUUUACUUCUGGUUGUAUGGCACAUAAGUUUAUAGAUUAUCGCAAUGCAAAAGCAAACGGAUUCGAUGGUCUAAUCUGCCAUAUUGUAGGGUGAGAUUGCAACUAUUGCAUCUACAGCACUUUCAUGAAAGCCAUGAGAACGAAGGGCGCAAACUCGGCUAAGUCGUGGUUGGCGUUGGUUUCUAGAGACUUGAGACUAUUCACCAGCGGUGGAGAUUUAAACCUAUCACUGAAAUAUUGCUCCCACAUAAACCAAUUUUAGAUCGCCCCAUGGGUAUCCAGUGUACAUAAUAUCAAUGAACA